ACGUGCCUGAUUGGUCCGGCGUCCCGGGACAGAGAGCCUGAUUGGUCCGGCGAAAAAAACACAUGGAUAUCAAUGUACAUAUCAAUAUACAUCAUUUAUGGUUGGAUGUGGGCGUAUAGAUGGCGGGAUAUGAGGCUGAUCCACGUGCGCAGGUGGACUGUGAUUUAUGAAGGGAAACACGCAUGCGCGGCCACUUUCAAUUAGGAUCAUACACACUGAUUUAUAAAUGAGACACCACGUCUAGUGAUCCAUCUGACGUCAGUCUGACGUAGCCAUGUUACGUCACCAGGCUGUUCAACAUGGCGCCGCUCCGCUCCGGGCUCAGAGACAUCCAGAGACCGGCUGGACCCGCCUUCGCCCCGCCGCCGGCCGGAGCGCCGCGUGUCCCGGCGUGACGCUGCGGCUGUCCCGCUGUCCCGCUGUCCGAGGAGGAGCAGCCAGCAGCCGGCCUCGUUCCUGCCGAGCAGCGCCAACAGAAGAUCCGCAGAUAAACUAUCGAUAAGUUAUCGAUAACACGACCGGAAACCAGCGGCGUCAUCGUCAAAAUAAGACCGGUGAUAUAACCUAAUGGAUGAAAUUCAGUUUAUAACCUGCGGUUCCAUAAAUUAAAUUAAUCGUUCGAAAAAGUUCUUCACACCGUCGUGGAUGUUGGAGCGAAAUGGAACGAAGCGAUGACGCGUCGUCUCUACCGGCAACCGUAAACUACUCGGACGAGUCCUCGCCGCGUCAUCAUCCUCCUUCCUCCUCUGCUGAUGUCACCGCCUGGGGUCGCCCCACCUGUCCGGGCGUUCGGCGGGUCGCGUGUUUAGGAGACAGCGAGGAGGAGGAGGAGGAGUCAGACUCGCAUCACAGCCUGCGAGGACCAAUCAGACGCUGCCCUGAAGCCCGGGAGGCGGGUGAUGGUCAGGGGGCGAGGCCUAGUCCCGGUGAUGAUGUCACCCGAACAGACAGCACAGUGUGCUCACACAGCAUGGCGUCCUGCAGCGAGGGGUCAAAGGUUAAUCACUGUUACAGACUGGACACUGGUGGUCACUCUGGGGGCGGGGCUACUGGAGGCACUGACUGUCACACGCCGCCAUCGAAGGCAUCUAAGGUAAAUAUAAACCCUGUGACCCGCGAGUCAGACACUGACUCAGACACACAGGACGGGGAUUUGACCUUUGACCUUCAGGAGGUCAGUUCUGAUGACGAGACGUUCAUCACGGAGCCGCCGCCGCCACAGGGCGAGCUGAGCCUCCCGCCCGCCGCUUCCCGCUCCAGGAACACGUACGAGUGCGGCCGCAGGCAGAGCGCGCCGGGUCAGCUGGUGCAGGACGGGUCACAGGCCGAGCUGCAGUCCAGGAGGCCGGGCAUCGUCGACUACUUCAGCAGCAGGCAGCGGUCCGUCAGUCACAGCGUUCCCGGCUGGAAGUUGUUCGGUAAAGUUCCUCCCAGGCAGAUUCCCUCCAAACAUUCCCGGAUCAUCCAACAGGAGUACGAGGCUCGGCAGGUGGCGGCCCAGAGCUCUCCUACCCAGCAUGCAGUGGGGCAGCAGCAGAGCCGGAGGAACGUAGAGUUUGAGCCGCUGUCGACCACAGCCCUGAUCCUGGAGGACCGACCGCCGAAUCUUCCCGCCAAGUCAGCUGAGGAAACCCAGAGACACAGGCAGCAGUACGAGCAGAUGGUGGCUGGAGCUAAGAGGAGAGAGUUGAAGGAGGCUCAGAGGAGGCAGCAGCAGAUGAAGGAGCGUUUCAGACAGGAAGACGUCAUCGCCAACACAGCGCUGAUCUGGAACAAACACAUCCUGCCUCACUGGGACGCCAUGAAGUCAAGUCGGCGUGCUCGGGAUCUGUGGUGGGCGGGUUUACCCCCCAGCGUCCGGGGACGAGUGUGGAGCCUCGCCAUCGGCAACGAGCUCAACAUCACAGCAGAGCUGUAUGAGAUCUUCCUCUCCAGAGCGAAGGAGAAGUGGAGGAACCUCGGUGAGACUCAGGCUGACGCCGGAGCGCCGCCGGCCGACAGCGAGUCCAGUCUGCAGCUCAUCAGACGAGACGUUUCCAGGACGUUGGCGUCGCUGUGCGUCUUCCAGAAGGGCGGCCCCUAUCACGACCUGCUGCAAAGCAUUCUGGGAGCUUACACCUGCUACAGACCUGAUGUGGGAUAUAUGCAGGGGAUGGCGUCCCUGGCAGCCAUGUUGAUCCUGAACAUGGACGAGGUCGAAGCUUUCAUCAGCUUCUCCAACCUGAUCAAUAAACCCUGUCAGCUGACUUUCUACAGAGUGGACCACCAGCUGAUGUUCAGGUAUUUCGGGGCCUUCGAGGUUUUUUUCAAGGAGAAUCUUCCUCGUCUCUUCCUUCACUUCCAGUCGACAGGUGUGACCUCUGACCUCUACCUCAUGGACUGGGUCCUGUCUCUCUACACUAAGCCCCUCCCCCUGGACGUGGCGUGCAGAGUCUGGGACGUCUUCCUCCGGGACGGCGAGGAGUUCCUGUUCAGGACGGGUCUGGGAAUCCUGCGUCUCCAUCAGGACGUCCUGCUGCAGAUGGACCUCAUCAGCAUCGCUCAGUUCCUGGCCCGCCUCCCAGAUGAAGAGCUGCUCUCUGAUAGGCUGUUCUCCUGCAUCUCGGCCACGCCCAUGCUGAGCGGGAACAGGAAGUGGAUCCAGGUUUUGUCUUCCAGGUGCAGCAGCUGAACAAACCAGAACGCUCGAUGCUGUGAAAGAGGAAGUUCAGCAGGAAACCGGAACAUUUAGUUUGUAGAUAAGAAGCUGCUGGAUCCAGUUUCAUGACUCAUUAUAUUGAUGCUUUUAAUGUGAAAGCAACAAACAGCAUCUGCUCAAAUACCUGAAACUCUGCUGGAGGGAAUUAUUGAUCAGUGAUCAUGUUUUAGUGUUUUAGUGGACCAGUGAAUAAAUCUACCUCCUGAAGAUGUCUGGAAAUGCUUUACUGUGGAUAUUUGAAUUAAAAACACCAGGAAACCUCGUGAACUGGCUGCUCGUCUUUCUCUCCAUCAGGACAAACAUCAGCGUCUUUAAAUCUUCUUUGUAGAAGUUUUGAUCUUAUCAGGAGCUUCGUUAGACUUUCUGGAAAGAUCUCAGUGAAUAGAGAGGUGAAUAUUAAAGAUCAAUGUUCUAAUGGCUGCGUAAUAAAUAAAUAAAUAAAUACACGUAUUUCUUCUUCUCUGUUGCAUUAAAAUGUUGUAAAAAGAACAAACAACAACAACAUCUGUAUCUAUACGUCAAACAUGUUAUUUAUUUAUUUAAUUAAACUGUUUUAGUUUCAGACUUUAUGACUUCAUGAAAGUGAACUUAUUGUUUGUGAGUGAAUGUAUUUCUGUGUUAUUGAUCAACAUUAAUAAAACAAUCUUUUCUGAUA
This is a messenger RNA of Thunnus maccoyii (southern bluefin tuna), 3353 nucleotides long. Its product is annotated as TBC1 domain family member 12-like. The record is from RefSeq and is a predicted model, not a curated record. Gene Ontology annotation, cellular component: recycling endosome; autophagosome. The coding region runs from base 659 to 2671 and encodes 670 amino acids. Gene Ontology annotation, molecular function: GTPase activator activity. Gene Ontology annotation, biological process: regulation of autophagosome assembly; activation of GTPase activity. The transcript is spliced from 15 exons. NCBI's taxonomy places the organism in Eukaryota, Metazoa, Chordata, Actinopteri, Scombriformes, Scombridae.